Messenger RNA from Fulmarus glacialis (Northern fulmar), 885 nucleotides. It is a transcript of the gene RAMAC, whose product is annotated as family with sequence similarity 103, member A1. The coding region runs from base 12 to 368 and encodes 118 amino acids. The record is from RefSeq and is a predicted model, not a curated record. NCBI's taxonomy places the organism in Eukaryota, Metazoa, Chordata, Aves, Procellariiformes, Procellariidae. Gene Ontology annotation, biological process: RNA 5'-cap (guanine-N7)-methylation. The transcript is spliced from 2 exons. Gene Ontology annotation, molecular function: RNA binding.
AAGUUUUCAGAAUGACUUCCUUGGUUGACGUGCCCCUGAAUUAUGAAAAGAUGUUUGCUCAUCGAUUCACAUCAGAUGAUGAAGAAUUCCAAGAAUAUCUGAAACGCCCUGCAGAUCCCCCUCCUAUAGUUGAAGAAUGGAGAAACAGAUCUGGUGGCAACCAGAGAAACAGAGAUCGGUUUCAAGAUGGUAGAUAUUUUAGAGGGGACAGAUACAACUGGCAAGGUGACUAUAGAUCUAAUCAGAGGCCAGAAAGAAGUUGGGGUAAUAACUACCAGCAGCACAGACAAGGACAAUCGUACUCCUCCCACUACGGACAAUAUGGCUACAACUCCUACAACCCAGGGCCUCGUUACCACCCCUACUGAUGAUAUUUGUGGUUUAAAAGUCCAGUAAUGCUAUGUAACAAAUUCAGUUAGACUUCAGUUUUCUUAUUUUUCCACAGUCUUACAGAAACUGAAGAAUCAGUAUUACAGUCCAUUGCUGUUUAUCUGUAGUGUGAAUUGAAAAAGGGAAUACCUUUUACGAAUAAUAAAAGCAUAUUAUACGGAGUUUGUUUAGAGUCUGUAGAUCUUAGAUUAAAUUUCUAUCUCAUUCUUUUGUCUGAAUACAUACCAGUACACUUUUCUUUCAUCACUGAGAUUUCUCUCUAUUACAUUUUAGAAAAUGACAGGUCAGGGGAAAACAGCCAUGGUUGCGUGCAGCCUGUAGCAGUGGCACAUUGCCUUAGAUAGUUCUCUUUGAAAGUGACAUACUGUGUCUUUCUCUGGAGAGAAUUUCUUAGUUUGGCUUUUGAUAGUGAGAAAAGCUCAGUUUGGUUUGAAUUUCAGAUGCCUUAAAACUGAGAAGAGAGAUGCUAUUACAGAAAUAUUUUAUGGGGUCGGC